Trematomus bernacchii (emerald rockcod) is the source of this 2367-nucleotide messenger RNA. RefSeq names its product inactive dipeptidyl peptidase 10-like. Gene Ontology annotation, biological process: proteolysis. NCBI's taxonomy places the organism in Eukaryota, Metazoa, Chordata, Actinopteri, Perciformes, Nototheniidae. Gene Ontology annotation, molecular function: serine-type peptidase activity; dipeptidyl-peptidase activity. The transcript is spliced from 26 exons. The coding region runs from base 1 to 2367 and encodes 788 amino acids. The record is from RefSeq and is a predicted model, not a curated record.
AUGCUACCAGAUGAAGCUGUCAUCGCUGUGUCCGUGGACACAGGGCCGAUCGGGUCAGAUAAGAACUGGAAGGGCAUCGGGAUCUCUCUGCUGGUCAUCGCGGGGGUGCUCUCUCUCAUCGGGCUCUCCAUCGUUCUGCUGUCUAAUGAUGAUGCUGGUAAACCUUUUGGUUCAGAGCUGACACUGGAUGACCUGUUUCAAAGAGACUUCCAGUUACAUGAUCCUGAUGCCAAGUGGAUCAGUGAUGAGGAAAUCAUCUUCCAGAGCUGGGAUGGAGACAUCAUGAAAGCCAACACACAGAGCAAUGAGACCCAGCUGCUGCUGAAGAACACAACGUUUGCAACUUUUAAGGCCUCAACGUUUGCAGUUUCUCCAGAUCUAAACUUUGUUCUUCUGGGAUAUGAUGUCAAGCAGGUCUACCAGCACUCUUUUUUUGCAUCGUACCUGAUCUACAACCUGUACACAAGAGAGGUGCGGGAGCUGAACCCCCCGGAGGUGUCGGACUCCGUCCUGCAGUUCGCCUCGUGGGGCGUUCAGGGUCAGCAGCUGUUAUACAUAUUUGAAAACAACAUCUACUACCAGGCGGAUGUUCAGAGCAGCUCAUGGAGGCUCACGUCUUCAGGGCAGGAGGGGGUGAUCUUCAACGGCAUCACUGACUGGCUCUACGAAGAGGAGGUGUUGCUCUCCCAGGCGGCCCACUGGUGGUCUCCAGACAGCUCCAGACUGGCCUACCUCACCAUCAACGACUCCCUGGUUCCCAACAUGCUGCUGCCCCGCUUCACAGGGUCGCUCUACCCCAGGGGGGCGGAGUACCCUUACCCAAAGAUGGGACAAAUCAACCCCACUGUCAGACUGUAUGUGGUCACUCUGGACGGCAGCUCCCUGACUACUGAGCUGAGACCUCCUGACAGCUUUGAAAAGAGUGAGUACUACGUCACCAUGGUGAAGUGGGUGAGGCUGGACAGGCUGAGUGUGCGCUGGGUGAACCGGGCUCAGAACAUGUCCAUACUGUCCCUGUGUGAUGUCACAACGGGGGACUGCACCAAGAAACACGUGAUGACUUCAGAGAAGUGGCUCGAUCGUCAGAAUGAAGAGCCAGUAUUUUCCAUGGAUUGUACAACAUUCUUCAUCACUUUGCCAUUAAAACAAGGUGGCCACGGGACAUUCAACCACAUCACCAUGAUCUCUAACCAAUCUGAAGGUCAAGAGGUCAACCUGCGCCACCUCACCUCAGGAAGCUGGGAGGUGUCUCACAUUCUGGCCUAUGAUGAGAACACACACUCAGUAUACUUUCUGAGUUCAGAGGAAGGGUCAACCCAACAACAAUUGUACAGAGUCUCCACUGUGGACCCGUUUCAUAAAGAGUGCCUCUCCUGCGCUCUCUUCAAAUCAAAGUGCUCGUACUACGACGCCUCCAUCAGCCCUCAGUAUCAGAACGUCCUGCUGAACGGCAGAGGUCCUGGAAUACCCAGAACUACUUUUCACAGACUGAGUGAUAUGACCAAGCACAAGACUGUUGAGGCCAACACGGUGCUAAGACUUGCUCUCAAAAACAGGAGAAUGCCAAAGUGGGAAAGAAGAAUUGUACAAAUCAACAACUUUGCCCUUCGUCUGGAGUUAAUUGUCCCAAUAGCUUUGGAUGAAUCCAUGGAGCAUCCACUUCUGCUGAUUGUUGACAGCGCCCCCGGUGGCCAGGCGGUGAGCGAGCGCUUCUCUCUGGGCUGGGACUCAGUGCUGGUCAGCUCAGACAGCGUCAUCGUGGCUCGUCUGGACGGCCGGGGCAGCGGCUUCCAGGGUCAGAGGGUCCUGCACGAGGUCCACCAGAGGCUGGGGACUGUGGAUGUCCAGGACCAGAUCACAGCUCUGGAGCACUUGGUCAGACUUCCCUAUAUCGAUCGCAACAGAGUUGGAGUAUAUGGAAAGGCGUACGGAGGGUAUCUGUCCUCCCUCCUGCUCCUCUCACACAGCUCCAUGUUCCAGUGUGGCAUCGCUGUGGCUCCCAUCACCAACUGGAGACUCUACGGGUCGGCCCACACUGAGAAAUACUUUGGCUUCCCAGCGAGAGACGAUCACAAAUACCAAAUCUCCAGUCUGCUCAGAAACAGCACAGCAUCGAGCCCUCUGAACUUUCUGAUCAUCCACGGCACAGCAGAUGCCACCGUUCAUUUCCAGCAUUCUGCUGAGCUGGUCAAACUGCUGUCAGCGUUAAAUGUGAACUACACUCUCCAGAUUUUCCCAGAUGAAGGCCACAGCAUGGCCUCCAGCAGGAGCCAACACUACCUGCUGAACUCGGUGCUCACCUUCUUCAGGCGCUGCUUCAAGGAGAAGCAGGUCGUCGUCCCGCAGACGUCCAAAGAGUAUGACUAA